GCCAUCUGGUAAGUCUGAAGGAGUCUUCAAGUGGGAAGCAGAAGGAGAGAGCAGAGGCCAUCCUCUCAACAGCCUGUACAGAUGUAUCUCUAAAAGCUCUCAGCAUUUCGGAAAGGAAAAAGCCCUCACCCAAGGCAACAUGGCUCAAGAUCUCACAGAAAAAGAACUGCUGAAGAUGGAACUUGACCAGCUGAAAAAGGAAGUGAAGAAUGAAAGGCAAAUGGUCUCCAAGACGGGCAAAGAGCUCAAGGAGUAUAUAGAAUCCAUGGCAGCAGAGGACCCUCUUUUGAAAGGUGUUCCUGAGGAUAAGAACCCUUUUAAGGAGAAGGGAGGCUGUAUAAUUAGUUGACCCCUGCCACUCACAGACAAACUUCGGACCCUUUCCUCCUACAAAACCAUGACUGUACGAAUUUUGCUUACCCUGUAGCAUGAUCUUUCCAUUGGGUGGGGCAGCCCCCCAAAACGAAACCCUUUUGAAGUGCAGCACAUCUAUGGGAGGGAAAAAAAGGAUAUUGGAGACGUACCUAAAUUUAGCAGCAAGAAGGCAGCCUUCUUCUCUAGGCUCUCAAACUAAAUGGAAAUCCGCUGUAAUAUACACACAUUUGUUGAACUUGCUGCACUUCUAUCAAUCAACACUUAAAUCAGGCAUUAAGAAAACCUUGAGCCUAUAAAGCUUAACUUCAGACUUGACCUCCCUAUAGCACAAGGUGGAAGGCAAUUCCACUUGACUUGGGCGACUGUGAGUAAGUCACUUAACCUCUGUGACAGAGGUUCCCCAUCUGUAAAACCGGGAUAAUAAUGCUUGCUCGCCUUUGACAAAGCAUGUAGAGAUCUAAGUUUCAAAGGUGCUAAGUAUUAUUAUAACUAUCAUGCCCAAUGAUUUUAGAGAGCCUGAUAAAUUGACAUAUUUACUCUGUCCACAUACCAGGCUACCAGUUACUUGGAUGUUGCUCAUUUAUUCAUUACAUUAUUUGGGGAGAGACCCCCCCACCCCGUCUGCCCCAGCAACGCACUCAGAUUACAAUGCAAGAACAAAUAUUUAAUACAGACGUAAAAGUCUAGUGAUGGGUAUGCAGGAGAGGAAGAUAAUAAGGAGCCAAUAGCAAUCAUUGACGGGGAAAGGCACCAUGGAGAAAUGUCUUCAGGGAGAUUUUUUAGAAGUGGGGAAUGAGCUAAGUCUCAAUUCCAGACCUUACGAGCCGCAAUUGUGAUGGCUUGGCCAUCUGCCAGCCUGAAAUGUGCAGCAUUUUCCUAUAUGGCACACAAGUCCAAAGAAGGGCACAGAAGGGAGCAAAGCUUGCAAGCAACUUGUUCAGAGCCCUCUUCUCCCUGCCUCUACUUCCCCCCACCAUCGUAUCUGACGCUGGGCAGAUUCCUUUACAGCAGGAAAGAGCACUGAGGAGAUGGAUGUUGGGAGCUGCGCUGGAACUACAGUUGUUUUGACCAUCAUUUUAACUUUGGAAUUCACCUGCGUUCAUGUCGGUAACAGCCAGAGUCCUCUGCUCACCUCUUGGGAGUUUGAAGGCCUGUGGAUUAACAGAACUGAGGGGAAGCAAGAUAAUGACAGGAAGGCUCAGAGCUGUGGAAAUGGGAAAUAACCUAGGGGUGAAAGGCUUCAUCUGCUCAAACCUAGCCUGGGGUGGUAGUGAGAGUUAUUCCUCAGAUUGCAGUUCCAUGGCUUGGGUGAUCUCAGUCCAGUCCCCAGCUGUCAAGUACCCCUAAGCUGCCCCACAUUGCUGACAGGCUCAGCAGAGAGGCCAAGCACUAAAUGAGCUACAGAAUGUGACUGAGCCUCCUAUGACAGAUUUGAGGCAUUAGCAGGGCAGCGUGAGGCGCUCACCUUGCCACUUCCCAUGCUGUUACCUGAAGU
This is a messenger RNA of Mauremys reevesii (Reeves's turtle), 1870 nucleotides long. RefSeq names its product G protein subunit gamma transducin 2 (gene GNGT2). The record is from RefSeq and is a predicted model, not a curated record. The transcript has 3 exons. Gene Ontology annotation, cellular component: heterotrimeric G-protein complex. Gene Ontology annotation, biological process: G protein-coupled receptor signaling pathway. The coding region runs from base 140 to 349 and encodes 69 amino acids. Gene Ontology annotation, molecular function: G-protein beta-subunit binding. Lineage: Eukaryota; Metazoa; Chordata; Testudines; Geoemydidae.